Molecule: messenger RNA, 2098 nt
Organism: Onychomys torridus (southern grasshopper mouse)
Lineage: Eukaryota; Metazoa; Chordata; Mammalia; Rodentia; Cricetidae
Gene: Slc27a6
Product: solute carrier family 27 member 6
Exons: 10
Coding region: 239-2098 (619 amino acids)
Molecular function (GO): long-chain fatty acid transmembrane transporter activity; long-chain fatty acid-CoA ligase activity
Source: RefSeq, a predicted model, not a curated record
AGACUCGGGGUUCUGCUCCACAGCUGCAGCAUCCAGUGCCCCAAGACUCAGCAGCAGCAGUCUUUCGGGUGAAACAUUUUGAUUUCUUUCAGAGUAUACACACAGAAAGCCAGAGCCAGAACUACAAGUGCCAGCCCUGAGCUUUCAGGACAGGGGUCUCCAGGGCAAACGCGGUGAAGCCUUUGGAAAAGGAAGACAUUGAUAGGACCCAUUGGGUCAGCUGGUGGCCAGGGCGCUCAUGCUUCUGCCUUGGCUCACAGGAUUUGGGGCUGGUUUGCUCUUCCUGCACUUUGUGCAGAAACUUCUGUUCCCCUACUUCUGGGACGAUUUGUGGUUCCUGCUCAAGGUGGUGCGCUAUGGAAUUCAGAUGGAGAUAUUCAAACUUAGAGGGGAGCUGGUCACCGUGCUCGAUAAGUUCCUGAGCCACGCCAGGAGGCAACCACAGAAAGCCUUCAUUAUUUAUGAGGGGGACGUCUACACCUAUGAGGACGUAGACAAGAGGAGCAACAGAGUGGCCCAUGCCUUCCUGAACCACUCCUCGCUGAAGAGGGGGGAUGUCGUGGCUUUGUUGAUGAGCAACGAGCCAGACUUCAUUCAUGUGUGGUUUGGCCUGGCUAAGCUGGGCUGCGUGGUGGCCUUCCUCAACUCCAACAUCCGCUUCAAUUCCCUCGUACACUGCAUCUGCACCUGUGAGCCCAGGGCCGUGGUGGUGGGCGGAGAUUUACUUGGAAGCAUAGAAGAAAUUCUUCCCAGCCUCCCCAAACACAUCACCGUUUGGGGAAUGAACGACUCAGUUCCACAAGGUGUAGUUUCACUCCAAGAAAAGCUGAGCCUGGCCUCUGAUGAGCCAGUGCCAACAAGCUAUCAUGUCACCUCAAGCCUCAAGUCUACUUGCCUCUAUAUUUUUACCUCUGGAACAACAGGUCUACCCAAAGCAGCUGUGAUUAGUCACUUGCAGGUGUUAAAGGGUUCUCUCGGGCUGUGGGCUUUUGGCUGCACAGCUGACGACAUUAUCUAUUUAACCCUCCCUUUGUAUCAUAGUUCAGGGGCUCUCCUUGGAAUUGGUGGCUGUAUUGAGUUGGGUGCUACAUGUGUAUUAAAGAAGAAAUUCUCUGCAAGCCAAUUUUGGAAUGAUUGCAAGAAGUACAAUGUGACUGUGUUUCAGUACAUUGGAGAACUCUGCCGUUAUCUAUGCAAACAGCCUCAGAGAGAAGGGGAAAAGGACCAUCAGGUGCGUUUGGCAGUGGGAAAUGGUAUGCGAAGUGAUGUGUGGAGACAGUUUUUAGACAGAUUCGGAAAUAUAAAAAUGUGCGAAUUUUAUGGUGCCACUGAAGGAAACAUAUGUUUCAUGAACCACACGGGGAAGAUUGGAUCCAUUGGGAGAACAAACUACUUCUACAAGCUUAUUUUUCCUUUUGAGUUGAUAAAGUAUAACUUCCAGAAAGAUGAGCCAAUGAGGAACGAACAAGGCUGGUGUCACCGUGUGAGAAAAGGAGAACCAGGGCUUCUCAUUUCUCAUGUGAAUACGAAGAAUCCUUUCUUUGGCUAUGCUGGCUCUUCCCGGCAUACAAAAAGCAAGCUGCUUUUUGAUGUUUUUAAGAAGGGAGAUGUUUACUUCAAUACAGGAGACCUAAUGGUCCUGGAUUACGAGAACUUCCUUUAUUUUUGGGACCGUAUUGGAGACACUUUCAGGUGGAAAGGAGAAAAUGUUGCAACCACAGAGGUAGCCGAUGUGAUCGGGAGGUUGGACUUCAUACAGGAAGCAAAUGUGUAUGGGGUGCCAGUGCCAGGUUAUGAAGGGAAAGCAGGGAUGAUUUCUAUUAUUCUAAAACCAAACAAGUCUUUAGACUUAGACAAAAUGUACGACCAAGUUGUAACAUCUCUACCAGCUUAUGCCUGCCCACGGUUUUUAAGAAUUCAGGAUAAAAUGGAAACAACUGGGACUUUCAAACUGCAGAAGAUACAACUGGUGGAAGAAGGAUUUCAUCCACUGAAGAUUUCUGACCCACUUUACUUUAUGGAUACCUUGAAAAAAUCUUACGUUCCAUUAACUAAGGAAAUUUAUAAUCAGAUAAUAUUAGAGGAGCUUAAACUUUAG